Molecule: messenger RNA, 13294 nt
Organism: Bacillus rossius redtenbacheri
Lineage: Eukaryota; Metazoa; Arthropoda; Insecta; Phasmatodea; Bacillidae
Gene: aph-1
Product: gamma-secretase subunit Aph-1
Exons: 1
Coding region: 252-977 (241 amino acids)
Biological process (GO): protein processing; Notch signaling pathway; Notch receptor processing
Cellular component (GO): membrane; endoplasmic reticulum; gamma-secretase complex
Molecular function (GO): protein-macromolecule adaptor activity
Source: RefSeq, a predicted model, not a curated record
AUUUUAUUUCUAAAUAAUAAUUUUUGAUUAUUUAUCUAUCUUCUCUAUCUCGUUCUUAUAAACAACCGACGGCUUACACUUUGUCCCAAUCAAGUAUCGUGUUUUGUGUUUACCUGUCGUCUGCGGAUGUGGUUAUGAAAGAAUGCCUUACUAAGGUUUAAAAAUCGUGAAUACAAGCUUUGUGUAAUUGCGAGCUGUGGUGUCGUGAACAUAAAACUCUAAAGUUUCUUCUGGUAACUGAAAAUUUGAAGAUGACCGUGAUGGAAUUUUUUGGAUGCGCAUUUUUAGCGUUCGGUCCUCCCCUUGCCAUGUUUGCAUUCACCAUCGCCAACGAUCCAAUUAGGAUAAUAAUUCUCAUAGCGAGCUCGUUUUUUUGGCUCCUGUCGUUGCUGCUGUCCGCGCUGUUCUGGUUCGCCGUCGUCCCGCUACAGCACGAACUGGCGUUCGGACUGGUUUUCUCGGUGUUGUUCCAAGAGCUGUUCCGCUUCUUCAUCUACAAGCUGCUGCGGAGGGCGGAGACGGGGCUGCAGAAGGUGGCCGAGAACACGGAGCGCAUCACGAGCAACAAGCACAUCCUCGCGUACGUGGCGGGGCUGGGUUUCGGCGUCAUCAGCGGGGCGUUCUCCCUGGUGAACGUGCUGGCGGACGCGGUGGGACCUGCCACCAUGGGGCUGAAGGCGGGCUCGCAGUUCUUCUUCGUCACGUCGGCGGCCACCUCGCUGUGCUUCAUCCUGUUGCACACCUUCUGGGGCGUGAUAUUCUUCAGCGCAGCCGACCGCAGGAACUACGUGCAGAUUGCGUGCGUUGUCGGGGGCCAUAUGAUGGCGUCCUGCUUCACCUUGUUCAACAGGGACCAGCUGUACGCAGCAUCGCUCGUGCCUCUGUACUCGGUGACCGCGGCGACGGGCGUCCUGGCGUUCCACGUCGCCGGGGGCUCGUGGACGAGCCUCAAGGCAGCGUGCUCGACCGGGAGGUAGGAGCGAGAGACGCUGGUGUAAGGUAACGCGCGGCUGGUCUCCAAGCUGUGGCAAGACUUUUUUUAACGUGGUUCAGUUUUGUUAGAUGUGCCCAGCUGCAUUCUAGUGUUGACAUGGUAAAAAACUUUAUUAGGCAUUUUAUAAUUUGAAGGCAAUAUAAGAUAAAUGUUUCUGGUAAGAAAUUUCACCAGAAAAUAAUAGACUUGUUCAUGUUUAUAUAACAAUUAUUUUUAUAUCUUUUCCAUUUUAAUAUUGUUACUUAAUUCAGCCUCAUUAGUUUUAAGGUGUGUAACAUGUUUUAUGGACUCAUGAAUCAGUGUAGUAGUAAAGUUAAAAACUUUGUGAAAGUUAAAAGAAAAAAAAAAGACCUUUUAAAUCUGAUUGUGCAGAAUAUGUUAUUGAUAUUUGCUGAACCAGCCAUUGUAUGAAAGUCAUAAAAAUACCUAUUGCUUUUGGGUAGUUCUUUAUAUAUUUUUUACAUCCAGGUAGGCUUGCCAGCUGAUUAUUUAUAUUUACUGAGUCCAUCUUUGGUAUUUGAUUUAGUUCCUUAUAGAUUUUAAAUAAGUUCUAUUUAUUAGUUUAAGUUAACAUCUCAUUCUUCCGUAGAGAAUCUUAAGUCAAUGUCUAUACAAGUAAAUGAGUUUUGUCAGCCCAUUGGUUUUAAAAUAUAUUUUUUUAAAGAUCUACUCAUGUUCAUGAGUCAUUGGUCACACUUCAAAACAUCUCUUAUUCGACUUGGGCAGUGUUGGAGUUAAACUACUCAGAUUAUGUACUUGCGAUCUGCACACUUCACUUGCCCGAUGUAAUAGAGCAGUUCGGACGCAUAUAACUUUUGACUUUACACAUGCGGUAAGCCUAUUUGACAGGUUGUUAACUUAAGUAUAUUUUUUAAAAUUAUAAAGAUGUGAUCAUAGCAAAAAAAUUUACACGGAAAAUUUUUAUGUUUCUGCAAUAUUUUGGCAAUUCUCUCGAAGAUAGAUGACCUUUAUUACUUAUGUGUGAUCAUUUAAUAGGUGCAUAUAUUAAUUUAAAAAAAUUUAUAAACUUUUUAAAGUAGCCUAUGUACCUACUUUAAAUAAUUAAUAUAUUAAAUACAUAUUUAAUAUGGUGCCUAUGAGUCUUUAAAUUACUAGUGCAACCAAGGAAACAUUUUUCAAAGUGGCAAUGUUUCUUUACCUGUAAGAGAUAAUUACACAGAUUAAUUUUUUAUGUAUACAUGCAAACUUUACUUCAAGUUUAAAUGCUUUUGUGAUUUCUCUUUUGGUGUCAAGUACCUACGUCCUACGUAUACUUAAGUGCAUUCUUAUGGGAGAGAAGGUAAAGUUGAAGGAGAAAUGAUUACUCACAAACACACUAAUAAAUUGUAUUCUGAUUGGAGAAAUUAGAAAGGUACCUAAUCAAAGAAGUGUUUUUUUAAACGUAACUUUAUAAAUUUUAUAAUUAUUUGGUCAUAUGAUUCGGUAAACAAUAUUUUUUUACCUACAAUGAAAACAAGACAGCCUUAGAACCAACAAAACAUAACUGCUCAAAGCCAAGAUGAUGACGAUAAAGUGGUCAACUGUAACAUAAAAUGUAUGUGCAAUCAUUUUUCUUUGUGACACCAACAUGAAAAUCAUUUCUGAAAUAUCAGAAGAACAUUCAUUUACUGUGCUAAGUGACAUAUCUAGAAAUAUCACAGAUGCAACUUUCCAUGCACAUGCAUGCAACAUGCAGGGUGUCACCAUCUGGAACAUCCCAUUUAACAUUUAAUUCAAGUGCUGUGUGUCACCACUAUUAAGGUCACAAUUGCAGCAUUGCAUGCUGCAUUUAUGCAAUGUAUUUCACAAAACUGUGACUGAAAUAACACAUUGCAAUGCUGUAACAACAACCCUUGCACCAUUUAUGCUUUAUGACAUAUAGUGGCUCACUCUUUAUUUUGCUUUCUCGUCCGAGUUCGAACUACGAGAUAGCUCACUUUGGAGUCAAGAGUGGGUUAUAAGAGUGAGCGAGAAGGCACUUUGUCAGCAACUUUCCUUUUUGUACUUCCGACACGGCCUCUUGCAUUGGGAACUUGAAAGGCAGCAUUGCCAUUGCAGUUAGCUGGAUGGGACCUCUGAAGAGUAUGCUUUCUUCCCCUAGGAAGAAAUAAUAAAUAAAAUAAGAAAUAAGUACAGUAAGAAAUAAACAACAUUCCAAGUUUUGUGUUAAACUAAACAACUGUUAGUUAGCAAACUAAUGUUUUUGAGCGAUUAAAUUUAUUUAUUUAUACCACUGAUAAAAUAUACAUUAUUCUAUAUUAUACAUUAAUAUACUUAAAAUUUUAGACAUAAGGUAAUAUCAUCCCAAAUGUAAAAAAAUACAUGAAAUGUGGCAAGCAUGCUGUAGUGUUUUUGUGACUGGAAAUCUUGAGUUAUAAAGUCAAGGAGCUAUUAAUAAUUUCAAUAAUAGUUUACUUUACCAACCAAAUCAGUUGUGAGCUUUACAAAGUAGUCAUCUUUGACUACCAUCUUACUGGCAUUUUGAGUGCAUCUUUGCAUAAUUUUCACAGGAGAAAAUUGUAAUUUAGUUUUAAUGGGUAAGUCAAGUGUUAAGCUCAGAAAAUCUAUGUGCACCACACCAUCAAACGAAGGGAAUAUGGAAUGACCUUAUUUGAUUCCUACACUAAAAUACUACAUUGCAGUUAGGUAUCAAAAAUUACUCUUUAGGUAGGGCCUAUGUUCGUUUGUAGACAAAGCUGCAGUAAUUAGUUAUUUGCACUGGGAGCGACUGACAACACUGAUUUGUGAAUAUGCUGUUUGUUCCUACAGCCCAGUCUUAUUUUGCAAAAAUAAAAUAAAAAUGAAAGGUUUACUGCCUAUAACUGCAUAUAAUUCAACAAAAAAUUAAUUUUGUUUUAAACCUUGUCAAUUCAGCAGCAAAUAAAAAACAAGGUAGGCUACCUAUAUCUAUGUGUUAGCAUCUUAUGGAAUAUGUGAAAUUAAAGAUGAUUUGCCAAUAAUAAGUUUGUUUUUGUUUACGAAAAUAACAGUAGGUAAGUAAUAUUUGUUGAGAAAGUAACACACCUAUGUUUGUGACUUUCUACAUUUUCAUGUAAUUGACACUUGCCUUCAAUUCUGUAAGCCUACUUUAUUUGAAAUUGUCAUCUGAUGAAGAGAGAAUGAAUUUAGAUUUAAGAAUGGCUUUGGAAAUUUGUUUGAUUUAAGGAGAACUAACUAUAUGUCUCAUAUUAUAUCAUGAUAGUGAACAUUUUCUUAGCAUUAAAGUGAAAUGGUUUUGUUAAGGGUUGUUUUCAAAAUUAUAUUGUUACAGUGAUCUUCUUAUUUGAAACUAGAACUUUAUAUGUAACAAAAAAACUAAUGUCAUUAACUUAAUUUAUAGUUGUUAGAUUAUUACCUAUAUAUUGUUUGUAGUUAUGCACCAAUAAUUACUUCAAAAAUUAUUUCACAAAUGUACCAGUAUGUAAUGAAUUUUCUCAAGAGAUUGAGUGGAUGGCUUGUAUACACAGUUUACUAAAAUAAACUGAAAACACAUCUAAAAUGUGUAUAUUGUAACUAUACUGAAAAUAAUAUAAGUAUUUUGAUGACACAGAAACUUUUAGGAAUUUGAAGACAUUUACUGAAUGUCAAAACAUGUUUAAUUGGAAACAAGAGCAAAAUUAACUGGUAAAAUUUGUAAAAAAAUACGAAGUGUACAUUUUUGUUCUAAUUCUGACGUAUUUUGGUUGAAAUGUGCAGGUUAUUUUAUUAGAAUGUGAUGUUGCUAUGUAGGAAGUGACAUUAUUUAACCUCGCUUCUCCUUAGAGGUGAAAUUAUCAAAGCCAUUUUAUAAUUUAAAUUAGACACUCAAAAAUAAUAUCAUACAGUCAUUUGGGGUAACUUUGUUCCACACAAUGAACAUAAUGUGCAUUUAUCACUACCAAAUCAUAUUCACAUAUUUCUUAAGACCAAAACUAUUUAAAGAUGAUAUCAGACUACAAUAUAGCCAACAAAUAAAAUUCAUAAAAUUUUCAUAUUUAAAUAAUAAUCAUGAUUGAAUAGUGGGCCAAAGUUACACUUAUGUUUUGGAUAACUUUGUACCAUUUUAUAUAAAAAUUUUAUAUAACAAACAGAGAGUUAAAACAAUAUUUUACAGUAUAUAAUACGAAGACAUGUUAUUAACAGUGCAACUACAAAUGCAAGUUAAAUAUUUUCUUUUCAUUCGAUCUUGCUGCACAUCUUGGUACCCAAACACAUGUGAUCAUCUACAGUGAAAUGUAAAACAAACAUGUACAAUUUCAACCAUUCAUGCUUCAGUUAGACCUCACAAGUAUUUCAAAAUAUAAAGAAAGGUAUUUACUAUAUACACCAAUAUUCAUUACACUUACUUCGUUUUCUUUUUCACUAAAACAUAGUUUCUAAUUCACUCAUCAUCAUCAGAGCACAGAAUUGGAUCAUUUAUGCGUAUAAUUCCUCUUUUGUUCACAAGUUUCAUGCAAGAUUCGUCAAGUUUUUUAAUUAUAUCUUCUUCCUAGUACCAUAUGGCAUCUUUCUUCUCAGGCCACACCCAUGUUUUCCCUUUUUUUGUAAUACAGCUUAUUUCAUAUAAAGUAGUAUUCACUUGAUCUUGUUGUUCUACUGUGAUCACUUUUCCAGGGUAAUGAGCGCCUUGGUAUGAAACUAUCACAAAGUCCUCUAUAUUAUAUUCAUACGUCGGUUUAGCAAGUUGAUUUGUCACGAAGUUAAAAUUUGGAACUUUUGGCAUAUAUUCCAAAGCUGAUUCACAGAUAUCAGUGUCUCGAUCUGCAAUCAGUAAUGCAGGCUCACUGGUUUCGGCCACAUCACAGUUGUUAACAACUAUCUCGGCUAAGAGGUGUUGAAUAGGAGCACUUUCUUCAUCAUUGUUUUCUUUUGGAGUAGGCACUAUUAUUCUAAUCCAUAACCUAGCUUUACAUCUUCUCCCUCCUCUUGUUCUGGCACUUGAUAUUGGUCGUGAUGCAUUCUCUGAUAUUUCAGUAUAACAGUUCCGGUCUAGUUAUUCAGAACUGCUGUUCACUUCAAGUGUUCUUUUCUGUCCACGUGUGUUGCCACAUUCUUUGUUAAUGUAGUAUUCUUUGACCUCCUCCACAGAAAUACUUCUUCCUGGUUCAAUGGGUAGUCUGUAUUUCUUUACCUUUUUAACAGUUAGGUCUGACUCCCUAAUAUCUUCAAGAUAUUUCUUGAACUUAGUGCCCACACAUUCUGUUAUGAGUGAUACUGGUUUUGCAUAUCCUGGAAGAGCUUCAAGCACUCUGUUACAGUCCACUGGGUAAAGGCCACUCUUCUCAAAACCUUUAACCAAGUUUGAUGAUGUUGUGCUUUGACCGCAAAGCAAAGCUUUGGCUAACAGUUCAUUAAAACACCUUUGGGUAGACACACUUUCUUCUUUCCUUCUGGUGUUUUUUUCCACUCAGCUAGGACUUGUCUCCAGUUUGUCUUCAAAGAUGAGAAGUAGGCAAUGUCUAGUGGUUGCAGGAGAUGUGUCGAGUUUGGCGGAAGGCAUAUGAAGCUUAUAUUGUUUUCUUCACAUAAAUUCAAAAUUUUAAUUGAAAUAUGGGAGGACAAAUUGUUCCCAAUCAGUAUUUUCUUUCCCUCUUUUCUUAUGGCAACUGGAAGAAAGUGAAACUCAAACCAAUCAUCAAACACAUUUUGAUCCAUCCAACCACUUUCAGAUGAAUUAAUUUUUGUUCCAUGAGGUGCAUUAUACAGCCAGUCUGUCCACUUCUGUUUUCCCUUAAAUAUAAUAUGAGGGGGUAUGAAUUCGCCUACUGCAUUGCCACAGAACAUUACAAUGUAACAAGACUUUGAUGUGUUGAGAAUUUUCUCUGGAUGUCUGCACGCCCGAUGGAUCAAUACUUUUCCUUUUGAAGGGGUGCCAUGGAAUCCAGACUCAUCAUAAUUGUACAUGUUUUCUGGCAGGACAUUUACAGUUUCCGUUUAAAACUGCUCAAAGAACUUCUUUUUUGUUGCCUCAUUCACGAGAGCUCUUUUUCUUGAAAUGUUAGUGGCAAACCUUUCACCAAUUUCAAAUUUGUGUCUUUCAAUGAAUGACUUACCCCAUUCCCAUCCUGGCAUAUUUCCAGGAAAGCAACGUACUUUCCUUUUUGCAGAAUCUAUGUAUGAUUUAACAAUCAAUUGGUAAUCAAAUUGUGAAAUGGGAAUACCCAUAUCACUAACAGUGAUGCAGUGCCACACAAAAAUAUUUUCUUCUUCUGGAGAAAAUAUAAUAGGGCGUCCGACUUUACGAGUACCUAUGUCUAUUUUUAAUUUUGUUAACAAUUGUCUAUCUUGGAACUCCAUACACUCUAGCUGCUUCUCGCUGAAUAAUACGACCUUCAGUUACAUCUUCAAUAAUUUUGGCUAACAGAUCUGCUGAAUACCUUGUUUUUGUCCCAUACUGUCUCGUUCCUGGCUGAACUGCUCGUUUCCGCACCAUAUCUGAGAUGAACAAAAAAAAACUGUUAACAAUUGAGUAUGUAAUAAUAUUAUUUUUAAUAUUUAGGUACAUAUAUAGUAUUAAAAUCUGCAAAUAAUGCUGUGUGUAAACAAAUAUUUUAAUGUAAUUCAAUAUGUAACAAGUUCACUACUAAUAUUUAAACAUGUAUGUAUAUAUUUACAACCUGUGGUGAUUUCAGUAAAAGGUAUUGAAAAACAAUGUCAUUUCAAUUUAAUAUCGUAAUAUACAACAAUUAUAUUCCUAAACAUGUAAUUAUAUUACAAGUGAUGUAUAUCAAGAUAACUUUGUACCACAUUUGGGGCAACAUUUUACCGGUACAAUGUUACCCCAAAACAUGUUUGAAAAUGCAGUGAUAUUUUUAUAUGGUUCCGCUUUAAUGAAAUAUGCCAUUAUACCAUUCAAAUAAACAGAUACCAUAAUUAAUAACCUAACUAAAGCAUUUAAGGAUAAUCACUACACUUAAUAGUAACAAAUUUUACUUACUGUUGCAACUUGCAAUCGGUCUACAAAAAGGUGCACUUUAUACCACCAUAGAAUAACUACUACUGCUUUCCAAAGACUGUGCACACAAGAUGGAUAUCUUGUAAUGCUUCCGCACAAAACAUGACAAAAUUAAACUUUCCUGCAACCUUUACUAUCAGCAGCAAGGGUAAUUUUGAAAAAAAAAAAAAUAAAAAAUUUAAGUGAAAUGAGAGACUGGUACAAUGUUACCCUGAGGGUUACAAAGUUAUCCCAAAUGACUGUAAUAUUUCUUAAUGUCAUUCAAUCAAAAUUUAAAUGUCUCUCAUCUUCAUGCCAGUAUAAUGUAACAUGAUAACUACAUCUAUGGCUGAAUUUUUUUGUUAAUGUUUCUCAAAAAGGUUUGAGAUGUCAGUUUCAACAUUUAUUUAUUGUGCAUUAGAUAAGCCUUGCUUUGCAAAGUGUUUCUUAAAACAUGAAAAGUUUAGUAUCCUUUGACUGUUUCAUAUUGGGACACUACCACCAAUGGCUCAGUGUGGUUUGAAUUAAUUACUAGAGAAAUAUCUACUUGCCAAUGUAUGAUAUUGGUAGCAUUGUCAACUCAAGGUGUGUGUACUUACCUCAUAGUGAUGUAUUAGAGCUUUUCAGUAGGACAAGAAAGUCAGUUUUAUUUUUAUACAUAUCCCAAAUGUUGUUUCCCACAAGUAUUGCAUCUCAUUUGUUCCUGUAUUUUUGUUUUUACCAUACUUUAAAAAAUCUUGACCAUGACAAGCAAACUACUUGGUUAAAAAAAAAUAGAAUAUAUCUUUUCUCUUUUACAGUCAAAGUGUCUGCCAGAUGUGUCUGAUUGUGGACUCAAUGACGAAAGUCAGUGUAAUGCUAGCAGUGACGCUGUCGAUUGAACAACCAUUGCGUGUCCGUGACUGGCCACAACACUGCAGAGUUCCGGAGUGAAUGUUCCAGUUCCAAGUAAUGUUUAAAGGCAUUGUAGUGAACAUUUGAUUACAUUAAGCAUUGUAUUAAGAUGCUAAUGUUUAAAUAUCAUGCAGCCAGACUGAAUUCUUAAGAUUAGGACAUGGAUCACCAUCAUUUAUUGAAAUUAAUUGAUUCAAUCAGCAGUUGGUUGAACUGAACCUUUAUUCAACCACUGCAAACAUACUUAUAUGAAAAUAAAAAGUAAGAUGAGUUGCUACUGUCUAAUCACCAAUGAUAACAGAUGGUUUAGGUUCAGAGCUUUUAUGCUGCUAACUUUUCCAUUCUGUAUUAUUAUUAUUGUUGUUAUUAUUUUUAUCUUGGUGAGAUGGGAACUUCCUGUAGUGGAGCUUUCGAUCUGACAGCAGGGGGCUGUGUUUGCUGGGGCAUUGUUCUGAAGUAGCUUGGGUUACAUGUUUGAACCUGAUCACUAUAAUUUUUUAACUUAUUACUUAAUUAGUACCAAUUUGAUAACCAAGUGGUUCAGAGCCCAAUGUAAUCUUAACGGUGCAACAAUUUUUAAUCCUUGUUGCCUGUGACUGUGUAUGAAGUUGCAUGAAACCUCACUAUAAAAUUGAGUAGCAUUCAUAUUGCUGUUCAUAUACUUUAUUUAUACAAAUAUACACUCUCACAGAGACAGGCAGAAUGAGACAUACAUAUAUGUUUACUAACACAACUUUCUUUUAAUUUUUAUAUGCUAUAAAAUCCACUCUACAUCCAUUAUUGUAAAAAUUAAAAUCAUUCAAUUUCUUAUUAAUUAUUUCAUCAUACAGUUUAAAUUAAUAUGUGGUACCUACAGUGCACCAUCAAUGAUUACUGAAAGAACAGUUGUUGAUAAUAUUAAACUUAACAUAGAAGAUUUAGACAUAUAUAGAAUAAAUAAUUUAAAACAUUCCAUAAAGACCCUAUUUUAAACCUAAAUAAUUGCAAGUGAAAGUUACUAAAGUAUGUAGAAUAAAUCCCAGAUUCUACGUUUUAAUUGAGUAAUUUUGAAAAUAAAAUUUAUUUUGUGCAUAAAUAUAGUGUUAUAGGUUUAAAACCCCAUAGUUGUGUAAACUAUUUCCUUCAAACUCACCUCAUUUAUUUCCAUGUUCUUAUUUCGUUAAUAUUUUUGCCAUGUAUAAACACCACAAAAUUUUUUAAUAAUUUGUCUGUCUUUUUGGUACAGUGAGUAAUAGUAGAGGAGCCCAUGAGGCUAAUAGGGGAUUUGCUCAAGCGUCAUGGGGACCUCUUGGAUUUUGAAAAUUAGGUGAUAGGAAGAAUAAAAGUUUAUAGGCAUAUUAUGUUUUCUCUUUCAGCAGUGGGGUAAGUGUCUACAGGUUUUCAAAAAUGUAAAAAUAAACCAUCACAUAGAAAUACUUGAGCGUGUCAGAUAUUGAUAGUUUAGGUGCCCCAACGUAUCUCUGAUAUCAAAAAUAUAUUAAUCUGCCGGCUUGCGUGGUGGGGGUGGCCAUCCAGAAGAGUAAAACAUGGGUGGGGUGUGGAAUUAUUCGAGCAAGUCAGAUAUUCAGAGAGGGGAUGUUAAGUAAACCCUUCAAAUGCUCCCAUUCAAAAGACUGACAAUUAAAGCCAUAUUAAAAUACUUGAGCAUGUCAGAUUCAUAUACAGAUGGUUCAGCUUGAGGUCCCAGUCGUGCUAGCCUAAAUUCUGACGAUUAUUUGGAGGGGAAUUGUUAAUCUGACGGCCAUACAAUUUUUUUUUAAUGAAUUUUUUUUUUUUAAAUAGCCAUGAAAUGUAACAAAUAAAAGCAUGAAAAAUUAAGUAGAUAUUUAGAAAUAUAUAUCAUUCAGAAAAAAAGUAUAUAAUUGUUGAACAAAAAAUAUAUAUAUUUUUUCCAAUGUUCAUCUUUAUCCGAGGAAUUAUCGUACUGCAAAUCUACUGAUUCAAGUGGGUCGUCCAUAUUAACUGCGGUUUCCAUAUUUGUAACAAGAAAUCGUUAUAACACUUAACAAUAUUCUAUUUAUUCCAUGAUAAGUGUGUUAUUAAAGUAUUGAAAAGAAAUAUACGUAAAUCAGAAGUAUCUCCUAGAAUAACUGGUGUUAUGACAUCUUCACAGGCUUCUGGUAGGUGAUUACCAACGAACCAGGUGCAAGAGAGUCAGAGAUAGGGAGAAAGUGAAAGUGAGGUGUGGAGUGGGGAAAACAUGCUUUACCCCAGCUGCACGCAUUAAAUUUUUUAGAUGAUUUUGGUUACUUCGGCAUGUGGAAAUCGGCAGAUUAUAUUUUUCUUGUUAUUUUUGCAUUAUUUUCUUCAAAAUAAAAAUAAAAUUCAACCACGCUCAAGAAUGUCAAUACUUUUUUUUUGCAAGUUUGUGACCCUCACACUUCCUUACGUUAUGCUCAAAUCAUCAGAUUAUUGAAAUGCGUACUUUUCAGCUAGUAACUAAGCCACCUUACCUUAAUCUGAUGCACUUGAGUAUUUCUGACAGCCAAAUUUUUUUUUUACUAUUCUGAUGGGUUGCCCUAGAUGUACGUUCCUAUAUAAAGGGCUUAUAUAUGGUAGAGGUACUCAACAAAAUGUUCAUGUUCAUGUUCAUCUGCCGCGCUCGAGUAAAUCCCAAAAUCUCCUAUUGGGCUCCCCUACUAUAAUGUUGUAUUAUACCUCACAAAAACGUUUGAUGGGUGGUGUAGGUACACACUGACCUGCGGUUGAGGCCUAUACUGUGUUUCCGUCCAGGUUAGUGAUGUCAUAGCAAAUUUCAAAAUUGGCUGGUUUAGAAUAGGUAUUGUCGGUUGGUUGUGGAAACAAAAUAGAGUGGUGUUAGGAAGUAAAACAAUUUGUUUAUUAGCAUUGUAGAAUUGCACUAGCUAGGUACCAGUUUAAUUGUAACCAUUUUAUGAAAAUAUGGAAUGACUGCAGUUUGAAAGAGAAGCUAAGUGUGUCCUUGGAAUGCUGAAUUAUUGUUUGUCCAUCUGACAGUUUAUUUUUAAGUUUUUUAUGAAGUUAUAUUAAGUUUGUAUUGUUUUCAACCAUUUCUUUGAAACAUCUGACUAUUUUUCACUUCUUUCUCCCAAAUAGAGUAAAUACUUAUUUGAAAACUACAGUAAGUCCUCGGUUUACGUCGGGGUUACGUUCCUGAAAACCGCGACGUAAAUAGAAACGACGCAAAAUGAGCCAUGUUUCAUGCCACCGGCCGGCCACGGCCCAAGGUCGGCCGGAAGCGCUGGCAUACAGACGUGACAACGGGCAAUUUUAUCAGCAAAUGACAACCGACAGCGUGGGAAACAAGUCCAACUAGUACUUUUCAGCUUUAUAGAAUGGUUAUUUAACCAGCUGCUUUAUUACCUUUAUUGAUUGAAAUAUAAAGCAGCGGAGAGCAGGAAGCGUCCCUCAUGAUGUAAGAUAAGAUAAGGCGGUGAACGUGUAGCUUACGCUACAUAGCAUAAAUUAACUACCGAAGGAAGCAAAGAAUUAUAAACGAAUUAUAUACGGUGUUUUGGUUAAAAUAAAGAUUUACGGUAAUUGUAAACGACGUUUUUGUGAAUCGGCGACAACUUAAAUUGAAACAUGAGUACUCAAACAUUAGCGACGUUAAUCUGAAACGACAUAAAUCGGUACGAUGUAAAUAGAGGACUUACUGUACCUACAUGUGUGAACCAGUUUUUGAUGAUGUGUGUUGUCCGAGACGGACGUCUUGCCGGCUGGUGUCUCUUGUUUGUCUGCAAAAUGACAUGAAAGAUUGUAGCGAUGUAUAGACUGUUUCAAGUUAGCCAAGUAUGUUUCUUGCAAUGAUACAUUCUCCACACCUAGAAUUUUCACCCAAGAAAACAUCUUGUAAUAAUUGUAGAUCUAUCGAAGUUUAUUAAAAAAAAUUGUGUUACACUCUCCCCCCCCCCCCCCCCCCCAUCUCACUGUAAAAGCAUAGUAUGUCUGCUGAUUGCUGUCCUUAGUCAUUUUAAAAGCUGGAUAGUUAAUUUUUGUAGAAUGCGAUUUGUCUAUCCAAAACAGUCAUUUACAUUGCUGGUUAUCAAAAAACAGUUGGUACUUUAUAAACUUAUGCUUUGUGUGCCACUGUAAAUAUUUUUUUUGUGUUAUCCACAUAUUCAUAUAAAGAACUACACUAGCUAUAACUUUUCUGAUUAACCAUUUGUUUAGAUAGUGCUUACUUAAGGGAUGUGGUUUUCUUGUGCGUUCAAGAAUGGCAACUGCAAAGUCAUGAAGGAACAUGGGUACCUAUGCAUAGUUAUUUUAAGUAGCAUUACAGUAAAUAUUUGAAAGUUUUCACUGCUUUUUAAUAUUGUAUCACACAAAUAUUUUAUGUUCAUCCUUUUUUAAGAGAACAAUUAAAAAAAUAUAUAUUCCAUGAAUACAUUAUCUUCUGUAGAUAACUUUAUUAUACACUAAGUAUAUAAUUAUAUUGUUAAUUUCACUUGUAAAAAGUUUUCUGUGAAAUAAGCAUGCAUUAUUUGUCUGUUAUAAACAUUUCUUAACAGCUC